Paramecium primaurelia is the source of this 1973-nucleotide messenger RNA. The record is from the annotation of a GenBank genome assembly. NCBI's taxonomy places the organism in Eukaryota, Ciliophora, Oligohymenophorea, Peniculida, Parameciidae.
AUGACUAAAAAAGAUGGCAUAUUAAUAUUCUUGCUUGCUCAAGUAGUAUUGGAAAUUAUCAUAGUCCAUGUAACCCUAAUCUGUAUAUAUUCAUAAAAUAAUGAAGUCCAAUCUUAUUUGAUGAGUGUAUUCACUGUUUUAAUUGUCACUUAUUUUUCUUGGGCUAUCAAAGAGUAGAAACUAUAAAAACAAUCAAGUAAAGGUUCUUUACUUACUUCUCGGAUGCCAAAUACUAUAAAAUCACUUGUUCUAUUGGAGGACAUUAAUUUUAUAUCAUAUAAAGCUAUAGUACUUGAAAAUUCAACAACCCUUGAUGUAAGAUCAUUUACCAAUGAACUCAAAGACAUUUUAAUUAAAGAUGAAGUAUCUGAAGACAAUCUAUUAGAUCAUAUGAAAAUACUUAAAGUAGAUAAAUAAACUCAAAGAAACUUGAAUUAAAAAAUUAAAGGAAUUAGUCUACGUUAACUAAUAAGCAAAUGUUAAAUUUUACAAAAGACAACAGAUAUAUUAAUAAUUAAAACUAAUUUUAUAUUAUUAGAAUAUUAUUAGAUAAAAUUGCAUUUUGAAAGAGAUGUAAUUAUAUUAAAGUUUGAAGAAAUAAAAGAAUUUUCAAAAUAUAUAAAGAAAAAUUCAUGUUAUGCAUUAAUGAAUAAAUUAUUUCAAUCUUUUAGUCAUGAAUUUGGAACAUUAUUGAAUUAAAUUGCUUUAAAUGCAUAAAAUGGAUUGGCUUAAUUUCCAUCUAUGAAAGAACAAUUUGAUUCUAUUUAUAAUUGUGUAGUGAUUAUGAAUAAUAUGGUAAAAGAUUUAAAAGACUUUCAUUAAUUACGUAGUAAAACAUUUUAAUUAGAAAUUGAUGAUGUGAAUAUUGAUGAAAUCUUUUCUGAACUCUAAACCUUAUUUAAAUAAUAAGCAUAAUAAAAAAAGAUUUCCCUAUAUUUAGUGAAUAAAGUUACUGUAAAUUUCAAAUAAGAUGAAUAAAGAAUUAAAUAAAUACUCUAAAAUCUUAUCUAAAAUGCUAUCAAAUACACUAAUUAAGAUGGACAUAUAUAUGUUACUGCAGAAAAAGAAGAUGACAAAAGAAUCAAAUUUUCUGUUUUAGAUUCAGGUAUAGGAAUUUCAGAAAGUGUUGCCUCCAAUAUAGAAUAAAUGUUAGGAAAUGAUUUAAUUUUAACUUCUAAACUUUCAGAGGGUGCAGCUGGAUUAGGUUUAGGAUUAUUAAAUUCAAAUUACUUAAUUAAACAUUUAUCAUCUUUCAAAUAAGCUCAUAAAGAAAAUUUAAAAUUUAAAUCAAAAUUAGGAGAUGGAACUAAGUUUUGGUUUUAUAUUUGGAAAUAUUAAGUAUUAGAAUCACCAACAAGUUAAUUUGAAUCAAAAUCAAUAAAAAUGAUAGAUAAGAAAGUAUUCCUACAUUAGAAAUCAAAUCUUGCUCAUCCUCUUUCCAGUAUUGCAUCUAAUCCUAAAAGUUGUCCAUCAUAAAUCAAAAGAUUAAGUCCUAGUAAAUCAUUUUAGAGACCAUAACCUUAAAUAUUCUUUCCAUCAAAUAUCAAAGAUGAUAAUAUUAUGAUAAUGGAAGAAGAUGAUAGAACAAUUGCUGAGGAUCCAAAACCUAAUCAUUUACCUGGAUAAAGAGCAAGAUUUCCCUCAAUGAGUUCACCAGAAUGUUAAUUUGUUAAAUUGUUAUUAGUAGAUGAUGAACCAGCAAAUUUAUUCCCACUUAAAAUUAUGAUUAAAAUGCUUGGUUUUGAGAGUGAUAUAGCAUAAAAUGGAUAUUAAGCUAUUUAAUAAGUGGAAUCAAGAUUAAAUUAAAAAUGUUAAUAUCAUUUAAUAUUGAUGGAUAUUAAUAUGCCAUAAAUGGAUGGAUUUGAAACAACAAGAUAAAUCAAAUAUUUAUAACCUUAAAUUACUAUAGUAGCUUGUUCAGCUUUUAGUGAUAUGCAGACAAAAUAUUAAGCACAAUUAUCUGGGAUGGUUGA